This is a messenger RNA of Sesamum indicum (sesame), 969 nucleotides long. RefSeq names its product Putative thiol-disulfide oxidoreductase DCC. Lineage: Eukaryota; Viridiplantae; Streptophyta; Magnoliopsida; Lamiales; Pedaliaceae. Gene Ontology annotation, molecular function: protein-disulfide reductase activity. The record is from RefSeq and is a predicted model, not a curated record.
GAAAACCGUUUGAAAGAACAGAAAGAAGGCCUAUUCCCACAUACACAGACAAUCACACCAAAAAAUGCAGCAAUAUAUAUUUUCCUUUUGAUCGAAGCAAGAAGUAGUUUAAUGGCUUUCAGAGUGGCAAUCUGUGUCGGAAGACAAGCAAAGACCUCCCUCUUCUCAGUCCCUCGUUACCUCGGAACAACAUAUGAUGUCUCUGCUUCAAACCUUUUUCCAAGAACAACCCCUUUUCCUCAUUAUCAUCAAUCGGGAAUGAAAUUUUCGAUUCGGGCUAUAAAUGGAACAGCUGCAGAUCCUGUGGCUGCUAAGAAAGACACUCAGAGGCCAUCAUCAGAAAAUUGGAAGAUUAAGAUGCUUUAUGAUGGGGACUGUCCAUUAUGUAUGAGGGAGGUUGAUAUGCUAAGGGAGAGGAAUGCAAAUUAUGGGACAAUCAAAUUUGUGGACAUAAGUUCUGAUGAAUAUAGUCCGGAGGAUAAUCAAGGGCUUGAUUAUGAAACUGUAAUGGGCCGAAUUCAUGCAAUUCUAUCAGACGGAACUGUUGUAACAGAUAUUGAGGCAUUCAGAAAACUGUAUGAAGCGGUUGAUUUAGGAUGGGUUUACGCCAUUACCAAAUACGAACCUAUUGCAAGCAUUGCAGACGCCAUUUACGCUGUUUGGGCUAAAUAUCGUCUUCAAAUAACAGGCCGACCACCUCUGGAACAAGUCCUGGAGGCACGGAGGAAGAAGAAAGAAUUAUGUGAAGACAACAAGGUCUGUAAAACGUAGAUGUCUUCAACAGUGUAAUUAUAUUAUGGGCUAUAUAUAUCUUGCUUGUUUACGUGAGCACAAGUUGUCGUGCGGCCUUCAAGGAGCCAUAUUUAGCAGGCUAUUACUAGAACUUACGACCCCAUAUCAUAUUUUCUUUGUAAUAAUUACUCUUUCAAGAGUUAUAUAAUGAAAAUGUCUUGCCAUAGCCACUAAAAA